Daphnia carinata is the source of this 1301-nucleotide messenger RNA. Its product is annotated as mannan endo-1,4-beta-mannosidase-like. Bases 61 to 1200 code for a protein of 379 amino acids. The transcript has 7 exons. NCBI's taxonomy places the organism in Eukaryota, Metazoa, Arthropoda, Branchiopoda, Diplostraca, Daphniidae. The record is from RefSeq and is a predicted model, not a curated record.
AUGGUCACAGUAACUGAUUUAAUUUAGUUGCCUUAGAACACGCUUAAAUCAAGUCACAAAAUGCGCCUAAAUCUCCUUUUUUCCAUAAUAGUCGUUGGCUUUGUUUUCACUUUUGAAUCAACUUGUGCGAGUCGGCUGUCGGUGAGCGGUAACAAACUCAUAUUUAACGGUAAAACCGUUUUCUUGUCAGGAGUAAAUUUUGCCUGGAACUCUUAUGGUUACGACUUCGGAAACGGCCAGUAUGCAUCCAAUUCUAAAACCACUUUUGAACAAUGGUUGAAAGAAGUUGCAACCUACGGAGGAAACAGCGUGCGUGUUUGGCUUCAUGUGGAAGGCGAUAACACACCAUCCUACGAUGCCAAUGGUUACAUCACAGCACCGGACAGAACUGGAACGCUCAUACCGGAUAUGAAAUUAUUCCUAGACACCGCAAAAGCUAAUAAUAUUUUAGUCAUCUUUGUUUUGUGGAAUGGUGCUCUGCUUAGGAAUCAAAACACAGUUAAUCUCUUUUGGGAUAACUCCAAGUUGCAAACUUACAUUGACAAGGCUUUGACGCCUAUGGUAAAAGCGCUUGCCGGACACCCAGCAUUGGGCGCAUGGGAAAUCAUGAAUGAGCCGGAAGGGCUGGUAUAUAACAACAAGCCGGACGCUAAUAGCUGUUUCAGUACUGUACCGAUUGCAAACUCAGGAGCUGGUUGGGAUGGAAAAUGGAUCCCAAUGAAACAGAUCCAGGCUUUCAUCAACUGGCAAGCGGCUGCCAUCAAGGUAGCAGAUCCAGGAGCUUUGGUUACCGUUGGUGCAUGGUCACAAUACAGCCAAACUGACGCGUUCAGCGAUACAAGAAAUUACUUUUCGGAUGCUUGCCUGUUUGCAGCUGGGGGCAAAUCGUUAGGCAAACUUGAUUUUUACCAAAUUCACACUUAUGCCACUUUCGGUGCAUCUGCGCCAUUCAAGAUCUUGGCUUCAAAUUACGGUUUGACUAAGCCACUGGUAAUUGGUGAAUUUUCUUCGUCGUGUUCUGGAGGCAUGACCAUUCAGCAAAUGUACAAUUAUGCUUACGCUAACGGAUAUCAGGGAGCCUGGAGUUGGCAUUAUGCCGGCGGGUAUUGUUCCGAUUCAAGAGCCACACUAGAUUUGGGAAUGCAGCAGCUGAAAGGAAAAAAUACGACAUCAGGACUAGUAAAUUUUCCGGUCAUUUAAGAACUUUUGUUCUUUUAAUGUGCAUUUCGCAUGUGCAUAUGGCGCAUUGCGUAAACACUUGGUGGUUGGGUUUUGACGGUAUCAAAAUGCAUAUUAUAUGG